GCUGCACCUGCUGAGAUGCCCCAGUCUAGACACACCCCAAAGUGUCAUGUCGCCCUGCCCAUCGCACUGCUCUUACACCUGAGCGCGCCCACACCUCUGCAUUCCACUGCCCCUGCACAAAGGUGCUUGUUGCAAUUUGCAAGCUGGCAAUGAAAUUGGCAUACUGGGAUAUACGAGGGCUUGCUCAACCAAUCCGCCUGCUGUUGGAAUACACUGGUACUAAGUAUGAGGAGAAAUCCUAUUCUUGUGGUGAAGCUCCCAACUAUGACAAAAGCUGUUGGUUUAAUGAGAAAGACAAACUUGGGCUGGUCUUUCCUAAUUUGCCCUACCUAGUGGAUGGUGACACCAAGGUAGUCCAAAGUAAUGCCAUAAUGAGAUACAUCGCCCGCAAAAACAACCUCUGUGGGAAAACUGAAGAAGAGCAGCUGAGAGUUGACAUCUUGGAAAACCAGGCGGUGGACUUCCGCAAUGGUUUUGUCCAGCUCUGCUAUGGAGACUUUGACAAAAACAAACCAUGUUACAAUGAGAAACUGCCAGGAACUCUAAAGCAGUUCUCUGACUUCCUUGGUGACAGGAAGUGGUUUGCUGGGGACAAGAUCACAUUUGUGGACUUCAUCAUGUAUGAUUUGUUGGAUUUGCAUCGUAUGUUGUGUCCAGAGUGCCUGGAUGACUACAGAAACCUUAGAUGUUUCCUGGAUCGCUUUGAGAGUCUUGAGAAGAUUGCAGGAUACAUGAAGUCGAACAAGUUCAAGAAAACACCCGUGAACAACAAGAUGGCCAAAUGGGGAAACGAGUGAAAAUGACAAGACCGUCAGUUGACAUAAACAUUGAUUAUGAAAUCUUUACAAAAUAAGUAGAAUUCGCAGCUGUUGUCUAAAUACAGCACUUACAUUAAAGACAGUUCACCCAAAAAUGAAAA
Messenger RNA from Ctenopharyngodon idella (grass carp), 919 nucleotides. RefSeq names its product glutathione S-transferase Mu 3-like. The record is from RefSeq and is a predicted model, not a curated record. Gene Ontology annotation, biological process: glutathione metabolic process. The transcript is spliced from 8 exons. Gene Ontology annotation, molecular function: glutathione transferase activity. NCBI's taxonomy places the organism in Eukaryota, Metazoa, Chordata, Actinopteri, Cypriniformes, Xenocyprididae. The coding region runs from base 150 to 797 and encodes 215 amino acids.